AUGUCAGGAAGUGAAGAUCCAAAAUCAAAGAUAAGUGAUACAAAAUCUUCUCAACCUCAAUCGGGUGAAUCAAGAAUGUUAUUUGGUACUAAAUUAGAACAUGAAACUUAUCCUCCAUGGAAAGAUUAUUAUAUUAAUUAUAAUCAAUUAAAAAAAUUAUUAAAAGAAGGUGUAAUAUUAAAAAAUAAUUGGACUGAUAAAGAUGAACAAAAUUUUGUAAGUGCAUUAGAUGAAAAUUUAGAAAAAGUUUUUGGAUUUCAACAUAAUAAAUUUGAUGAAUUAAAUGAAGAAUUAAAUAAAUUACAACAACAAACUGAAAUUGCAAAUACUUUUGAUGUUGAUUCAUUUUCAAAAAAAUUAGAUAAUUUAUUAAAUGAAGCUCAACAAUUAGAACAUUUUCAAAGAUUAAAUUAUACUGGAUUUAUUAAAAUUGUUAAAAAACAUGAUAGAUUACAUCCAGAAUAUUCUGUAAAACCUUUAUUAAAUGUUAGAUUAAAAAAAUUACCUUUCCAUUCAGAAGAUUAUUCACCUUUAUUAUAUAAAGUUGGAACAUUAUUUCAAUUUUUAAGAGAAAAUUAUGAAGUUGAUCAAUCAUUAUCAAAAUUAUCUUCAUUUAAUGAUGGUGCAUUAAAUGGUGAAUUUCAAUCUUUUAAAUUUUGGAUUCAUCCAGAUAAUUUAAUGGAAGUUAAAACUACAAUUUUAAGGCAUUUACCUGUGUUGAUUUAUAAUUCUAAAAAUGAUGAUGAUGAUGACGAUGAUGAUGACGACGAAGAAGAAGGUAAUUCAUCAGGUCAUAAAGUCACUCAAACUGAUCAAACUAUUAAUUGUUUAUAUUUUGAUAAUGAACAUUUUGAUUUAUAUAAUCAUAAAUUAACAAAAUUAAAUAAUUCAGCUACUUUAAGAAUUCGAUGGAUUGGUAAAUUAUCAGAUAAACCUAAAAUAACAAUGGAAAAAAAACAAUUUGAUAUUAAUUCAAAUUUUCAUAUUGAUGAUAAAAUUGAAUUAAGACAAAAAUAUAUUAAUCAAUUUGUUAUUCAAAAUCAAAUUCCUUCUAAAAUUUUAAAAUUAAAUGAUGAAUCAGCUGUUAAAAAUUUAUCAAAUUUUAUUGAUGAAAAUCAUUUACAACCAAUUUUAAGAACAACUUAUAAUAGAACAGCUUUUCAAAUUCCAGGAGAUGAUAAAAUUAGAAUUAUAAUUGAUUCAAAUUUAACAUUUAUAAGAGAAGAUUCUUUUGAUUCAAGAUUACCAAUAAGAGAUCCAAAUCAAUGGCAUAGAUUAGAUUUAGAUAAUUCUAAAAACACACCACAAUUUUUAAGAAAAGGUGAAUAUAAUAAAUUUCCUUUCUCAACAAUGGAAAUUAAAAUUAAAAAAUCAUCAGUUAAAAAUUUUAAAAAAUUACAAUGGAUAAAUGAAUUAAUUAAUAGUUCAUAUUUAGUUAAAGAAAUUCCUAAUUUUUCAAAAUUUAUUCAUGGUGUUGCUUCAUUAUUUUUAGAAGAUGAUAAAUUAGAUAAUAUUCCAAUGUGGUUUAAUGAAUUAGAAGGUGAUAUAAAUGAUGAUUUACCAAUUAUACCUUCAAAAGUUAAUAAUGAUGGUAUAACUGAAUUAAGUAAUGAUGAUAAUUUAUCAAAAUUUAAAUCAAUGAUUUUAAAAAAUAAUAAUUCAAAUUUUCAACCAAGAUCUGCUUCAUUUUCUGGUAGUUUAUUAUACAAGAAUGAAGAAGAAGUUGAUGAUGAUAGUAAUGGUAAAAUAGUUACAAUUGAUGAAGAAAUUUCACCAACUGAUAAAUUACAAACUCAACAACAAAUUAAUUUAACAACAGAUGAUCAAUCAUCAGAUUUUGAUGAUGAUGAAGAAGACGAAGAAGAUGAAGAAACUCCUAAAUCAACUGGUAUAAGUAGAUUUACAAAUCAAUUUUCAAAAUUAAUUGAUGUUGAUUCAGAAGAUGAAGAAAUUGAAUUACCACCUGGAGUAAUAAAACCAGAACAAUGGAUUAAAAAUAUGGGACCAUUAAAAAUUGAACCAAAAGUUUGGUUAGCAAAUGAAAGAACUUUUAAUAGAUGGUUACAUGUAACAACAUUAUUAUCAUCAGUAACAUUUAUUAUAUAUUCAUCAACUUUAAGAUCAAAUUUUGCAAAUUUAAGUACUUAUUUAGCUUAUUUUUAUUUUUUUUUAACGGUUUUUAGUUGUAUUUGGGGUUAUUAUAUUUUCAUGGAAAGAAGAAAAAUUAUAAUGGAAAGAUCUGAUAAACAUUUAGAUAAUUCCGUGGGACCAUUAAUUAUUGCUUUUGGUUUAAUUAUUGCUUUAAUUAUUAAUUUUAUAUUUGGUUGGAAAAGUUUAAAUUUAGAUUAUGAAAAUGAAUUUUAUAAUAAUAAUCAAUUUCAUAAAAAGAUUCAUCAAUUUGUUGUUGAAAUGGUUAAUUAA
This is a messenger RNA of Lodderomyces pseudojiufengensis, 2421 nucleotides long. It is a transcript of the gene VTC3, whose product is annotated as vacuolar transporter chaperone. The transcript has a single exon. Gene Ontology annotation, cellular component: fungal-type vacuole membrane; vacuolar transporter chaperone complex. Lineage: Eukaryota; Fungi; Ascomycota; Pichiomycetes; Serinales; Debaryomycetaceae. The record is from RefSeq and is a predicted model, not a curated record. Bases 1 to 2421 code for a protein of 806 amino acids.